CCAAAGUGUCACGACACUCUUGUGCAGUUUGGUGGCUUCCUGGCAUCUAACCUCAGUACAGAAGACUACAUCAAGAGAGUGCCGUCAGUCGAUGUGCUCUGUAACCAGUUCCACACGCCACAUGACGCCGCCUUCUUUCUCUCUCGACCCAUGUAUGCCCAUCAGAUUCUGUCCAAGUAUGACGAAUUGAAGAAGGCAGAGAAGGGCAACCGUCAGCAGCAGAAGGUGCACAAGUACAUCGCCGCGUGUGAGCAGGUCAUGACCCCCGUGCACGAGAAUGUGGUGUCCCUGCACUUGCCCAAAGUCUGGGAUGAUCUUCGACCUCAGUUUUACGCCACCUUCUGGUCCCUCACCAUGUAUGACCUGGCUGUACCUAACAACGCCUACGACAGGGAGGUCAACAAGCUCAAGAUGCAGAUCAAGGCCAUUGAUGAGAACACGGAGAUGCCCCUGAACAAGAAGAAGAAAGAGAAGGAACGCUGCACAGCGCUGCAAGACAAGCUUCAGGAGGAGGAGAAGAAACAGCUGGAACACGUGCAGAGGGUUCUUCAGCGACUCAAACUGGAGAAAGACAACUGGUUACUGGCCAAAUCCACAAAGAAUGAAACCAUCACAAAGUUUCUUCAGCUGUGCAUCUUUCCUCGCUGCGUCUUCUCAGCCAUCGAUGCCGUUUACUGCGCUCGCUUCGUAGAGCUGGUGCAUCAACAGAAGACGCCCAACUUCUGCACGCUGCUCUGCUAUGACAGGGUGUUCUCUGACAUCAUCUACACGGUAGCGAGCUGCACGGAGAACGAGUCGCGUCGCUACGGCCGGUUCCUGUGUUGUAUGUUAGAGACGGUGACUCGAUGGCACAGCGACAGGGCCAUCUAUGAGAAGGAGUGUGGCAAUUAUCCAGGCUUCCUGACUAUUUUCCGAGCCAGUGGAUUCGACGGAGGGAAUAAAGCAGAUCAGCUGGACUAUGAGAAUUUCCGACAUGUUGUUCACAAAUGGCAUUACAAAUUGACUAAAGCAUCAGUUCACUGUCUGGAGACGGGCGAGUACACUCACAUUCGCAACAUCUUAAUCGUGCUCACCAAGAUUCUGCAGUGGUACCCUAAGGUGCUGAACCUGGGCCAGGCUCUGGAGUGCCGCGUCCACAAGAUCUGCCAGGAGGAGAAAGAGAAGAGGCCUGAUCUCUAUGCUUUAGCCAUGGGCUACUCUGGCCAAUUGAAAGGCAGGAAAGUGCACAUGGUGCCGGAGAAUGAGUUCCAUCAUAAGGAGCAGCCCGUGCGCAGCGCCACACCUGGCACUGUACAGAACGGACCGGGCAACACGGGCAAGACCGCCGGCACCGCCGCUGCCAGCGCUGGCAAAACAGAGGAGGGAGCUGCCGACGACUCGGAGAAAUCCAAGGACAAAUCUCAGGCAGUUCAGAAAACUGCCAGCAAAACCAGCAGUGCAGCAAACAAAGUGAACAACAGCAACGGAAGCACCACACCGAACAGUGCUAAAGGAAACAAAGAGAAAGAGGAAAAAGAGAAGACGGCGAAGGAGAAAAAAGAGAAGAAAGAGAAGAACCCAGCAAACACUCCAGAGGCCAAAGCAGGAGCGAAGGACAAACCGAAGGAGGAGAAAGUCAUUGAUGGCAAGGAGAAGACCCCCAAGGCUGAUAAAGACAAGAGGAAGGAGGACAAGAAAGAAGAGAAGAGCAAGAACGACGGGAAAUCUGCUGAGAAAGAGCGUGACGUGUCCAACGACAGCAAGACAAAGGAAAGCGUGAAGGUGGAGAAGAGCGCUGCGUCUGGACCUCUGAAGUCUCUCGUGCCCAGAUCUGAAGGGCUCGAGUCCGAACGGGAGCAAAAAAGACGAAAGGUUGACACGCACUCGUCACCGUCACACUCCUCUGCAGUUAAGGACAAUCUCAACGACUUCAAGGAUUCAGCUCCAAAGCAUCACCCUAACCACAGCACAGCCCUGUCCAAGAGCAAAGAGAAGGACGAGGAGAAGAAAGACUCUGACAAAUCCAGGGACCGCUCCAAAGAGAGAGAGAAGAAGGAGGAGAGAAAGGACCGAAAACGAGACUACUCCAACAGCGACCGCGAGAUGAGUCAGGAAGCCAAGCGCCGCAAAGACGAGAACGGAAUGAGCUCCUCCAAACACAGCAAGAGCGCCAGCCCCUCUGAAUCACCACACUCCAACGACAGCGGCAAACGCUCCAAAUCCACCAGCAAGGACAAGAGCGACGUGACCAAACCAGAGAAGACCUCUGGAGGAAAAAAGGAAUCCAGGCAUGACAAAGAGAAAUCUGAGAAGAAGAGAGACAGCACCGGCGCUAAAGAAGACAAGAAACACCAUAAAUCAUCAGAGAAGCACAGAUAAUGUCUGCUGGCACUCGAGCAGUGUUCCCCGCUGUGAGCCGCUGCAGGAUUCAUCAUUUCUCAACCAUGGCAGCGUCUUCAUCUUUUCCUUCCGUCACCGUCUGGAAAGAAGAUUCCUUUGCCUGCAUCCAGACUUCUGUUGUUUUGCCUAGAAACGUUGUAGCUUGUAUUUUAAUCUGCCAUUUUUAUUGUGAUAUUUUCAGUACUUGACUGAAAGUUUGUUUCCUUUAAAUAUUUAGCACAAUGUGCUGCUUGCAUCACAAACAGAUUCAGGUGGAAUUGGUGUGUCACUCUCAAAUGCUUGUGUUUUUAUGACCUCAUUCUAUCUUCCUGUUCCCUCGUGGGGUUUUUGGGUUUUUUUUUUUUUUUUUUAAAGUGGAAGAAAAUGACGUCUUUGCCUCGAUUAGGGUUUCAGGAUACUACUUUUCCUUCUUUUUAAGUCACAUGUGAUAUUUAGGCUAGGUGUUUGAAGCAGUACACAUGCUCUAUUUGUAUAUUAUGUAUACAGAAAUAAUAAAAUGGUUCCAUGUAAUAAGACUUUUCCUCUUACUUUCAUUUCCCAUGUAAGCAUCCUUCUCGUCUGUGUCUUCAAUCACGUUUUUAAAAGAUUUGUAUAAAGAAUGGCAAGCUGGAUUUCUCCCUAAAUAAAUGGACUCGAGGCAAAACAAAUGAUGACUUUCCAAACUACUUCAUGAUGUUUUUAUCUGGCAAAGUUGACAAAGUGUAUGCUUUUUCUAAAUAAAAUAGUUUUCUUAGUC
Triplophysa rosa is the source of this 3115-nucleotide messenger RNA. Its product is annotated as THO complex subunit 2-like. Gene Ontology annotation, molecular function: mRNA binding. The annotation marks the transcript as partial. The record is from RefSeq and is a predicted model, not a curated record. The transcript has 18 exons. Gene Ontology annotation, biological process: mRNA processing; mRNA export from nucleus. Gene Ontology annotation, cellular component: THO complex part of transcription export complex. Lineage: Eukaryota; Metazoa; Chordata; Actinopteri; Cypriniformes; Nemacheilidae.